This is a messenger RNA of Aspergillus bombycis, 2118 nucleotides long. RefSeq lists its product as uncharacterized. The coding region runs from base 1 to 2118 and encodes 705 amino acids. The record is from RefSeq and is a predicted model, not a curated record. Gene Ontology annotation, biological process: carbohydrate metabolic process. The transcript has a single exon. Lineage: Eukaryota; Fungi; Ascomycota; Eurotiomycetes; Eurotiales; Aspergillaceae.
AUGGGAUUCAUUUUGAACAUCUUGGGAACUGUCAUACUGGUCGUGGCGACUACUGUCCAUGCAGCUGCAGCAAGCAAACCAGUAAUCAAUCGCCAAAAUGUCGUCCGUCGAUAUAACCCCAUCCGUACGAACCUAUCUACCACAACCCCCAUGCAGGUCGGCAACGGCAACUUCGCAUUCGGGGCCGACAUCACGGGUCUGCAGACAUUGCUCCCAUUUAACAUACUCUCUUCCUGGUGUUGGUGCAACGACUCUCUACCAAGAACCCCCGGCCAAACGGAACCGUCAGACUUUACCGGUCUGGACUGGUGGACGCAUGGUCGCCUUGUGAAUUAUGAUAUCCCGAACCCGGCCGAGGCAGAGAUCUCGCAGUGGCUAAUUGCCAAUCCCCAUCGGGUCAACCUUGGCCGGGCUGGGUUCCUAUACAAAGGAGACAGUAUCUCUAUUGAUGAUGUCACUGGAGUGAGUCAGAGUCUUGACCUGUAUAGCGGAAUCUUGACUUCGGAGUUCACUCUACAUGGACAAAGGGUUUCGGUUACUACUGCUGCUGACCCAUCCUCUGAUAUCGUCGCUGUUCAUGUGCAAUCGUCGCUGUUAUGGGAUGGAAGCUUGGGUGUCUUUUUCGACUACCCAUUGACCACCGGAGCCAAUAAGUUCGAGGCCCCAUUUGUGGGCAACUGGACGGUAGUAUCGGAGCAUACAACGGUCUUGAAUAACAUUACAGCAAAAGGGUGUGUCAUUAGUCACUCGCUGGGGGGUGCAACGUAUUAUAACACCAUUCAAUGGGAACAGACGGGCAAUAUAACCGGUCCGUUCAAGGGGACACACCGAUAUCUACUCCAACCCACUGGAGGGACGAAUCAGUUCACUUUUAGUACAGAGUUUUCAGCAUCCACCAGAACCAGGAUCAAGCCAUUCGCAGCUGUCAAGAAGGCCUCCACACAGUGGUGGGCUCAGUACUGGGAAUCCGGGUCAUUCGUGGAUCUGACGGAGUCGGGGUCUUCAGACGCAGAGGAACUGCAGCGACGCAUUAUUCUCUCCCAGUACCUGCUCGCCGUGAACAGUGCCGGCAAAGAUCCCCCGCAAGAGUCCGGUCUCCAGAACAAUGGCUGGUACGGCAAAUUCCACCUGGAGAUGGUUUUCUGGCAUCUGGGCCACUGGGCGCGAUCCAAUAAAUGGGAUAUACUGAAUCGUAGCCUGGGUGUGUAUGACCGGUUUCUCCCCUCGUCUAUCGAACGUGCCGAAAGGCAAGGAUACGCUGGUGCGCGACUGGGCAAGAUGAGUGAUCCGUCGGGGGCAUCGGCUCCUGGGUCGCAAAACGCGCUCCUUAUCUGGCAGCAACCGCAUCCGAUGUAUUUUGCUGAGCUAGAGUAUCGCGCGUCGCCGAGCGUGGAAACCUUGGACAAGUGGGAUCGUCUUCUGGAUGAGCUCGCGACGUGGAUGGUUUCUUAUGCGUGGUGGAAUGCGUCCACACAAGUGUAUGACCUCGGUCCGCCAAUGUAUCCAUCAUCGGAGAAUACGAGUCCUAAUUCAACAUACAAUCCGGCCUUCGAGCUGGCGUAUUGGCGGUUUGGUUUGAAAAUUGCCUCAGACUGGAAGACUCGGCAGGGCAUAUCUGUCCCUGAGUCUUGGACUCGAGUGCUCAAUAACCUUGCGUCACUUCCUAUAGUUCAUGGUGCAUAUUCUAUCUGUGCUGAUCUGCCGGAUAUGUGGAAUAGGAGCAGCUAUACAUCAGAUCAUCCCAGCCAGAUUGCCGUUUAUGGGCUCCUACCGCCAACCACGGGUGUAGAUCCAUUAACUGUGAACGCUACCAUGAAUCUCAUUGCCCAGACCUGGAACUUCACUGCCUCUUAUGGGUGGGACUUUCCGAUGCUAGCAAUGACAUCGCUCCGGUUGGAAAAUGUUGCCCAAGCUAUUGAGUACUUACUACACCCGAACUUCCAGUUUGAUGAUGUGGGUAAUCCUGUGGGAACAGUGGUUCCAACCCCGUAUUUCCCAGCCUCGUCAGCCUUGUUGCUUGCCAUUGCGAUGAUGGCUGGGGGGUGGGAUGGUAAGGAAGGAAUGCAUUUUCCCCAGAGGUGGGGUGCGAAGGUUGAGGGUUUUAAGGCGGGGAUAUGA